UGCGUGGUUUGGAUCCAUCUUCUCUCUUGGCGCCGUGGCUGGCGGGCUGGUCGCCAUGCUGCUCAAUGAUCUGAUUGGACGCAAGCUGAGCAUCAUGAUGUCUGCAGUGCCAUCGGCGAUUGGGUACAUGCUGAUGGGAGGAGCCGUGGACUUGUGGAUGCUCCAUCUGGGCUGUUUCCUCACCGGCGUUGCUGGAGGGAUGACUGCAGCAUCCAUUCCAGUUUACAUCUCGGAGAUCUCCCACAAAAAGGUUAGGGGGGCUCUUGGCUCCUGCCCGCAGAUCACAGCUGUGUUUGGGACCCUGACGCUCUAUGUCCUUGGUGGGUGCAUGCUGACACUUCUGCAUAAACUGACACUUGGGGUUUGUGGCAGGGUGGAGGAGCAGCAGCCACUCAGGUUGAUGGGUCACAGCUGUGUCCCAUCAGCCUCUCCACCCUGCCUGCCUUCAUAAGGCGGGGCUGCACAGGAGC
Molecule: messenger RNA, 470 nt
Organism: Cololabis saira (Pacific saury)
Lineage: Eukaryota; Metazoa; Chordata; Actinopteri; Beloniformes; Belonidae
Product: solute carrier family 2, facilitated glucose transporter member 6-like
Exons: 3
Coding region: 56-451 (131 amino acids)
Biological process (GO): transmembrane transport
Cellular component (GO): membrane
Molecular function (GO): transmembrane transporter activity
Source: RefSeq, a predicted model, not a curated record